GGUAAAAUGACAGAGCCAAUGCCAGAUUCUCGGGAUAUCAACGUAGCGCCCAUCAAGGAGCAAUACAUCCUUCCAAAAGAGGACCACGAACUGCCGGCCGAGGUUCAGGCGCUGCCGAAACGGGAACGACGUGGAAUGAACAAGACUAGGAGAAAGGACAUGAAACACGCGGAAACUCGAAUUCGCGCCGCCGCCGUCCGUCUCUGCCCGUCUGUAAUUCAACCAGUGGCUUGCAAAUUCGGCGAAAAAUGCAACUGUGAGCACGACAUUUCGGCGUUUCUUGCCAAAAAACCUGCUGACAUCGGCGUAGCGUGUCCCCUCUACGAUGCUCGCGGAGCAUGUCCAUUCAGCUAUGCUUGUCGUUUCGGCGGAGCUCAUCUCGACGAAGCCGGUCAGCAAUCUGAAAAAUCACCGGAGAAGCCGUACGAGCCCACCACAAAUUGUCAUUCGAUGAAAAUUCAAGUGGCUCUGCGCAAGCGAGAAUAUGAUUUUGAAAAGACGGAAAAAGCACUGGAAGCGAUUAAAAAUGAGAAUUUCGAGGUUCUCGAGCUGAGCCUGAGCACUGUCGGAGCCAUGUGUCGGGAGAAGAAGCCGCUCAAUAUGGGCUCACUUGAUGGGAAAAAGUAUCUGGCUCCGUUGACCACUGUGGGAAAUCUCCCGUUUCGAAGAAUUUGCGUUGAUUAUGGAGCUGAUAUCACGUGUGGAGAAAUGGCUCUGGCUACUAGUAUACUGUCGGGCACUGCGUCGGAGUAUAGUCUGCUUAAGCGUCACCCGUGCGAGAAGAUCUUCGGUGUUCAACUGGCCGGUGGAUUCGCUGAUACAAUGGCAAAAGCUUCACAAAUCGUCGUUGAAAACUUCGACGUUGACUUCAUCGACAUCAAUAUGGGCUGCCCAAUUGAUGUUGUUAAUCAAAAAGGAGGUGGUUGUGCUCUUCCGAGCCGUCCUCAGAAGCUCUUUGAAGUGCUCGCCGCCACGAAAAGUGUCCUUGGCGGGUGCUGUCCGUUGACGGUGAAAAUUCGAACUGGAAUGAAGGAAGGAGUGCUCAAAGCGCCCGAAUACGUGGAGCACAUGAAAAAGCACUCAUGGCAUACACCUGACCUCAUCACAUUCCACCCACGGAGCAAAGAGCAACGAUACACACGGCUCGCCAAUUGGGAUUUCACAUUUCCAGUUCAAGAAGCUACAAAACCUGUUCCCUUAUGGGUUUGUGGAGAUAUUCUGAGCUGGGAAGACUAUUACGAGCGGCUGGAGCAAUAUCCAGUUAAUGGAAUUAUGAUUGGACGUGGAGCACUCAUUAAACCAUGGAUUUUCACUGAAAUUGAUGAGAGACGGACUUGGGAUAUUAGUUCAACUGAGAGAUUUGAUUUACUCAAAAAAUUCGUCGACUACGGUCUCGACCACUGGGGAUCCGAUGAUGCAGGCGUCGAACGUACCCGUCGAUUCCUUCUCGAGUUUCUAUCAUUCCAGUGCCGCUACAUCCCUGUCGGAAUCCUUGAACGACUUCCCCAACGGAUCAACGAUCGCCCACCAAGAUUCUGCGGUCGAAAUGAGCUUGAAACGUUGCUCUCCUCACAAAAAGCCGACGAUUGGAUCGAAAUUUCGACUCGGCUGCUGGGACCGACGCCGGAAGGAUUUCAGUUUAUUCCGAAGCACAAGGCUAGCUCGUAUUAAAAUAAAAUUUGGAGAAUAUUCAUGAAAAUUGGCGUUUUUUGAUCAAAACUCCGAAUAGAAAAUGCCGUUUUUCUACCAAAAAUAUAUGAAAAUGCUAUUUUUUUAAUGAAUUUUUUUGUAUUUUCGGUCGAAAAAUUUUGAUAUCUGCUCAUUUGUUGAGAAUUUCUGCUCGAAAAAUGUCAAAAAAAUGUCGAAAAUUUCGCAAAAAUCCAAUUUUUCACCAUUUUUUCUAGUUUUUGUUCUGUUUCGUUCCUGUUUUUAAUAUUUUGUUAGUUUUUUUUUCUUAUAAAAUUGUUGAUUUUACCCA
Caenorhabditis elegans is the source of this 1978-nucleotide messenger RNA. It is a transcript of the gene Y37E11B.5, whose product is annotated as tRNA-dihydrouridine(47) synthase [NAD(P)(+)]. NCBI's taxonomy places the organism in Eukaryota, Metazoa, Nematoda, Chromadorea, Rhabditida, Rhabditidae. Gene Ontology annotation, molecular function: tRNA-dihydrouridine47 synthase activity; metal ion binding; mRNA dihydrouridine synthase activity. Gene Ontology annotation, biological process: tRNA dihydrouridine synthesis; tRNA processing. The record is from RefSeq and is marked reviewed.